Messenger RNA from Rotaria sp. Silwood2, 1722 nucleotides. The record is from the annotation of a GenBank genome assembly. Lineage: Eukaryota; Metazoa; Rotifera; Eurotatoria; Philodinida; Philodinidae.
AUGAUAAUGCAUAUUUUCUUUUAUGGAGUGGUUAAUCAAGAGUGGGUGCUGUUUUAUCUUGCAGUCAUAGCGGCCAAUAUUCGUGGCUUUCAAUUCCAAUCAACUGAAUUAUCUAGCCUAAAAAAUACAAAAUCAUUAUUAAAUGAAACUGAAUCUAUUGAUAGUCCUUUUAAUUUAACCAGUGCACGAGCAGCUUUAUGUCCGAUUAUCGGUUUUCAUGGAAUGUUUUGUCCCGGUGGCGAAGACACUGCAACAUCUGACAAUAUUAAAUCCAGAAAAUUACCCGCUGUUUUACAACUGCCACACAGUGUGGGUAUGGCUAUCGACGUAAGUACUGGUAACCUUUUGCUACCAGCUUUGCAGCUAUCCACAGGUAAUCGUCAAUGGAUGGAAAAAGAAUCACAGCAAAUAUUUCUCGUUCCACCAGAAAUAACACUAACGAAGCCGUCAUUGAAUGAAAUUGGUAUUAAUGUUCGCAUAUUUCAUACAGAAACUGAAUUAGUUGAUGUAUGGCUUAAGAAUGCAGAAGCUGGUGGAUGGACUGGCGGUCAACUAGCACAUGUUCAAAACAUUUCUGAUGUUUAUAACAAUUAUUUCAAAGAUAAUCAAGCCACAGCAAUAACUCAAGAUUUGAAGACGAUGUAUACAGUAACAAUAAAAGAUGAAGAUCAAGCAUUGAAAUUGAAUAAAUAUGCUCAACGAGCAGUUGAUGCUCUAACAGUUCAAUACAAUGACGAACUUUAUGAAAAUUUUAUAGAUGCUUGGGGAACACAUAUUACUGUAUCUACUAAAGUUGGUGGUAUGACAGAGCAGCAAAUUCUGUUUAAAAGUUGUGUGAUAGAUACAAGUGAAAUUACUGAUGGACUCUCUCAGUCGAUAUUUGAAGAAAAUUUGAAACAAGAACUACUAGAACAAACUCCAUGUAUUGAUAAAUUUUAUUACAUGAGACGUAAAAAAUUAUUAGACCAUAGAAUUGGUGGUAAUAUUCUCUUAAUAAACAAUACUGAUGAAUGGAAGAAGACAAUCGUCUAUAAUCCGGCUUUAUUAACAGUUGAAAAAUAUUUGCCUUGGUAUGAUUUAAUAACAAAUAGCGUGAUAAAAAGAAAUUUAAAACAAGCAAUAGAAAAGCGUAUGAAAGCAACGAGUGUCAUUCGUCAAACACAAGCACAUCAAAUUCAAGAAGAACGAAAAAAUAUGACACUCUCCGCUAAAGUCUUUGUUCAAUCGCUCGCCUACAGAUGGACGACUGUAAAUGAUAUAACAUUACAAAAUGUAAAUGUGUGUUCCACAGGAUUAACAAACACUGAGCUUUCAACUAAAUGUAAUACGGGUACAUUAAUGAGUGCUUGUGCCUUAGAAUUAACCGAAAAUAAUGACAAUCGUCUUAUGAUCGGACAAAAAGAAGUGCCCAUUUGUUAUGAACGACAUAAUCAAACAGGAAGUUUUCGUGUUGUCGCACGAAGACAAUUUGGUCAAAGAGAUGAUAGUGUAAGAACUGGAUUUACAAAUCAUGAUGUUUAUGGUGAAUGGACUCAACCGGGUGGUUGCUCGAAAAUUAUAAAUAAAUGUGAAGCGAAUGCUGGUACAUGGUAUGUCUAUGUAUGUGCCGGUUGUGAUGCGCAAUGUCCAUUGAAUCAAUCUGGAAAAAUAAUAUCUUGUAAAUGUUCAUGUCCAGCUUAUCCAGUCGAUCCCGAAGCAAAACCCUAUAAACCAUAUUGUUAA